UAUUAUUUUUCUUUUUUAAAAAACCCCCCUCUUUUUACACCAACUUUACAAGAUGACCCACUAAAUUAUUUAUAAUCUCAAGGGCAGCCCAUUUCUUUUGUUCAACUUUGAAGGCUUUACUUUAUAUAAAUAAGCCUUAAGCACACCACACCCUCCAUUUGUUAAUAUUGUAAUACAAAGACAACUUCUCUUUCUCUUUCUCCCCUUCCUUUUCCCUCCCAUUUUAUCAUUAUGCUCUUCAACUUCCAUCCUCACUAUUUUGCUCGUGAUCACGUCGAUGAUUUUUCAUCUUACUUGCUCUUCGAGGCAUCUGGCGACUCGGAGGUUGACUCCCUGGCUGACCUUGGAGGCUCAACUACCACCACCCUGAAUUUGGUGGAGUUUAACGAUGCUGAAUCUUGCACGGAUGAUACUCCUGAUUUGUAUGAUGAACUUGUGAGAUAUGAAAAUGAGAGUGAGGCGGAGGAGGACGAGGACGAGGACGAGGGGACGUUUGAGAAUGAUGGGGUGGUGGAAAGCAAGGCAAUUGGAUUCACAACAAGCUCAAGUGCUUCUAUUGAUUCAACUAAGGAGUUCAAAAUGCUUAAUGAUGUGGAAAAAAACAGGUUGUUUUGGGAGACUUGUUUGGCAUCAUAGCAUCUCCCUAAUUAUUAUUAUUAUUUGGUUCUUUUUUAUGAGGCCAUUUUUCUACCCUCCUUCCUUUUGUUCUUUUUUUUUCUGGGCUCAUUUGGAUUGAACCCUCAGAAAAAGGGUAAAAUUCAACUUCCUUCCUUCCUUCCUCCUUUGAUUGUGCUCGGUUGGUGGCCGUCCUAGUUUGAAUUCAUCAUUUGACCUUGUUAUUACUAACUAUUGUCUUGGUAAGCUAUUUUAAGAUCUCACGUCCGUUGGAGAGGAGAACGAAACAUUCCUUGUUAAGGUGUGAAAUCCUCUCCCUAGCAAACGUGUUUUAAAAUUGUG
Cucurbita pepo subsp. pepo (vegetable marrow) is the source of this 957-nucleotide messenger RNA. The record is from RefSeq and is a predicted model, not a curated record. NCBI's taxonomy places the organism in Eukaryota, Viridiplantae, Streptophyta, Magnoliopsida, Cucurbitales, Cucurbitaceae.